AAGCCAUCUUGCUGCUUCUUGUGAUGCUAGGUAUCUGAAAGUACAACCCUUGAGGACCUUGAGAAGUCAAAUGCACCUUUGCUUGACUACUUGGCCAAUGCAGGAUGUCUGAGGCCUAUGCGGUCGAUAAGAGACAGGGAUUUGCUGGUACAAGACAUUGUCAUGUUUCAGGUCAUCCACAGGGUUCAAAGUCCAUUUCAAAGAUUCUGUGAAGGACUGAAAACUCUUGGGGUUCUGGACCAAGUACGACGACAUCCAGACAGCUUUCGACCCCUGUUCUGCUAUGAGCCAAACACACUGACUGCUGACCAGGUGGAUGAUCUUUUCAGCAUUCGUCUCUCUCCAGAAGGGAGCAACAAGAGAGCUGCUGAGGAGAUGGUCGUUACUUUCUGGAGGGACUAUCUCCAAGAUGCAGAAGAAGAAGAAGGGCCAUCCAAACUAGAGAAGAUAUUGGCCUUCACAACUGGAGCAUCUGUGGUACCACCUAUCGGCUUUUCCCCAACUCCUUCUGUCCAGUUCAUUCACAAAGGAGAUGAUGGCUUCUCUACAUCAAUGUUCCCUCUUGCCAACACAUGUGUUAACUGCAUCAAGUUGCCACUACAUGUGUCUUACCAACUGUUCAAGGAGAAGUUUGACUUUGCAUUAGGAAACACAUAUGGGUUUGGCAGGGCAUGAACAUGUCAGUCUCUGAAAACUUUUUCUGUCUGUGUCUCACUUUCUUGGUUUGUCGCUACCUUUCUGCUUAUCUCAGUCUGUUUUCUGAAAAAAGUUUAA
Perca flavescens (yellow perch) is the source of this 774-nucleotide messenger RNA. RefSeq names its product G2/M phase-specific E3 ubiquitin-protein ligase-like. The coding region runs from base 118 to 675 and encodes 185 amino acids. The transcript has 3 exons. Lineage: Eukaryota; Metazoa; Chordata; Actinopteri; Perciformes; Percidae. Gene Ontology annotation, cellular component: cytoplasm. The record is from RefSeq and is a predicted model, not a curated record. Gene Ontology annotation, biological process: ubiquitin-dependent protein catabolic process; protein polyubiquitination. Gene Ontology annotation, molecular function: ubiquitin protein ligase activity.